Molecule: messenger RNA, 4217 nt
Organism: Dromaius novaehollandiae (emu)
Lineage: Eukaryota; Metazoa; Chordata; Aves; Casuariiformes; Dromaiidae
Gene: SPATA17
Product: spermatogenesis associated 17
Exons: 10
Coding region: 54-1133 (359 amino acids)
Molecular function (GO): protein binding
Source: RefSeq, a predicted model, not a curated record
UGGUACGGCCCCGUUGCCAUGGUGGCGGCGUCGCGAGGGAGGUGGAGGGAAGCAUGGCCACCUUGGCCAGGCUGCGGGCGAGGCUGCCGGCCCUGCGGGAGGAGUGUUUCCGUCGGAACGGAGCUGUAGAUGAAUACCGAAAGAAAGAGUAUAAAGCUGCUGUCAAAAUCCAGAGCUGGUUUCGAGGAUGCAGAGUCCGAGCCUAUAUCAGAUAUUUGAACAGUGUGAUAAUUAUUAUACAGAAGUGGUGGAGAGGUUAUCAAGGCAGAAGAUACUUCAGAAAAAUGGUGGAGACAGCAUAUUUUAUUAUGAAGAUGAAUUUCUACAAUGAAAUGGCUGUCAGGAUUCAGAAAAGAUGGCGAGGCUAUUAUGUUCGAAAAUAUACCCAUAAUUAUUAUGCACUGAAGAAAUACCUGGAAGCCAUUUCUGUGAAUAAUGAGAUUGUCAGGAAAGAACUGAAUGAGUAUGCAGAAAUGAGAGAGAAAGAAAAGAAAAAGAAAGACCUAGAAAAGAAAGAAAAGGAAAAGGAUCACCAAGCCCGAAAGAUGCAUUACCUCCUUAGCACUGAGCAGAUUGCAGGUGUAUACAACUCACCAUUCAGAAAAUCCCCGGAUCCAAUGGAGCUCCUGUUACGGAAGUCAAAGCCACUAAGCCACAGACAGCAGCCAGCAAAGAAUCAUCUCAUAUGUGACUGGUCAAAUUGUACAAGGUCCCUGACUUUCCCCACCGCACAGCCUCUGCCACCUAUUGGCAGACAGAAACCUCAGGGGCCUUUCCGUGAUACUGCUGAAGUAUUGCAGCAGCGCUACAAGCCUUUGGAACCAACCUUGCGAGUGGCAGCGUCAAUCAAUUCACUAGAGAAGGCCAGAGAGGAAAUCAAGAGAGAGGAAUGGAGAAACUGUGUACAUGACAAUGAAUUUUUGCCAUUUUCUUCAUAUCAUAAAAAGGAGAAGUAUGACCCAUCAAUUCAUAGGUCAGGUAGAUAUGACCAAGAAACUUAUGGAAUUAAACAUUUCCGAGAAGUACAGCCUAAGAAGUGGAUAGCAGACAAGGACUUUCAAACAGUGUUACCGUCGAUUAUUCUCUUUGAAAAGUUUGGAAAAACUUAUACCAGAACUGGGCAAAUAUUUUAAUCAUUCUGUAAACUACACAAUAGAAGACUCCCAGUAAGUUAGCAAUAAAUAUAUUUCAGCAAAUGCAAAGCAGUUUGUUUACUGAAUGUUCCAUAAAUGACUGUUUUUGUAAAGUGAUGUAUACUGUAUCUAAAGUACUGUUACUUGAUUUUGCUUGAUCUUUAAGCGAUACAACUUUCAACAAUAAUCAAAGACUUUUUUGUAGCUUUGGCAAAUGUAAUAUCUUAGGAAAACUGGAUGACUCUUCAAAAUGCUUUCUGAAGAUGGUAUCUUUCAUUUGAAUAUAAAUCCUUUAUGAUACAAAACCCAGUGUAAUCAGAUAAAAGACUUGGGAUCACAUUCUGUGUAUUGCAGGUUUAUAAGUGAGUUUAAUCUAAGUUUAAAAGUUACAUCUGUUCUUUUUUUCUGACAUCUAUAAAUGGAUCUGGUUCAUCAUUAGUGUCAGUAUACAUCCGUUUUGGAUGUAUACUGAUCCAUCUCUUCAUUCAGUGGAAUUUGAUAAGCUAUUUACAUGGAAGACUGUAUUUUAAAUCCUUUGAGCUCUUUUGUUGGAGGAUCUUAUCAGUGGAUAACUUCAUUGUUGAAAAUUUACAAUUCUAACUACUUCAUAUACACCUUAUAAUUAAAUAAGUUUUUCUAUAUCUAUUUUAUUUUUCUUCAUCUAUAACUAUGUGUUUAGUCCUCAUCCUGUGUUAAGCAGAUUGAUACGUGGGAAUGUAAUCAUGUAAGGCCUGGGAAAGAUGAGCGCAUGUUUGAUCACACAAAUCUGAUACCUGACUGAUGUGUUCACUAGCAGGCAAUCCUGCAAAAUGUUGAGAGUCUUCAGGUGCCAUUAACUUAAAAGGACUCAAAGAACUUGGCAUUUUGGGAAGACUUCAGCAUUUUCAGGACCAGAUCAUAAGGCAUUUCUUCAAAUGAUGUGAGUGGAUGGCAUUUUUACAAGACUUUUCUGCUGAAUUCUCUGGGAUACUAUGAGAAUGUCGUCGUAUCAUUUGAAUAUGUUUGAAUCAAAUAUAUUAUAUUUGAAUAUAAUAUUUGAAUCAGUUACUCAAUGGUAGGCUUUUUAUUAAUGAAUCUUUAUAAUGUGUCUCUUGUGGUCUCCAAAUGAACAAGAAAAUUCAAUGUAUUUUCUGUUUGUACAAAUACCUACUAAUGCUUUCUGCACUAGGAAUCAAAAAUUUUGCUUUCCCAGGUUUUCAGCCAUCAGCCUAUGUGAAACAGUACUGAAAAAAGUUUUAGCAUUAUCAUUGACAAGAGUAAAAAAACCUUCAGUUCCAUUACAGUAGGUUGUAACUGCAGGCACUAGGCAGAGGAGAUUACAAACAAAACACAUGCUAGACCAAAUGCCACAUCAUUUGAAAACACCUGAAACUGGGAAAGUAGUGUUGAGUGUUACCAUCUUUCUGUAAUUUUUGAUUUUCCCAUUUUAAAGCUUUGAAAGGUUUAUUCUUCUGCACUGCAACAAGAAAUUAAUUCUGGAAAGUGAGAAGCAGCCACAUCGAUGGCUGAAUCUUCCCAUUAAGAUUUAAUCUGACCAAAUGUAUCAGAGUGCUUUAGUUGUUCAUGGAAGGGACUGAGCAUAAGAGAUUUGUGCAAACCCGUUGAUGAAUAAGGAUGCUACAGUAAUUUUUAUAUAUGAGAGCUAUCUACUUGAUUACUUCAGCUUUAAGGUGGUUCAUCACUUCACAGUAACUCACUCUGCGUUGUCUCUUUAACUCUGUAUCACAGUUUCCCAUCAGUCCGAUUAGAAAUGGCAAUGCCUUUAUCAGAUUAAUCUUCCUUUCUCUUUCUUCCUUUCAAUGUCUCAGACCCAAGACAAAACAAAACCUACAAUGCAAACCAGCAUGGCACUAGCUGUGGUGUUCCACAGCUAAGAGUCUGCAGAAGAGAUGAAAGUUUAAACCAACACUUGCAAUUUAUUUUCACUGUCUGACACAUACUCACUUUUUCCUUCUCUUUUGAAAAAAUAUUAUUUUUUUAAUUUAUAUGCGGCUACCAACUUCCCAGAAACCUUCCUACAUACAAACAGAUCUAUUAAUUCUAUUAGAUAAAUAAACAUCCACAAAUUGAUCAAGUAGCAACAAUAUUACCUGCUGUUUUUCUUUUUUUUUUUUUCUUUUUUUUUUUUGCCAAAUAUAUUUCGUAGGGAAGACAAUACUUUUCUUAAAUGGGAGUUCAUAUAGAAUUUAUUAAUUUGUGGGUGUAUAACAUCCAACAUAUUUUGUGUGGUCAUUCUAUAGCCCAUGAAUCCUUUUGUUUCUCAUAAAGUAAAUUUAGCUCAUGAUAGAGGAAGUGAUGACUUCCAUUCAGUCACUGCUUUAUUGGGCAGAUGAUCACAUGGCUUUGGUAGUUAAUCUUAGUCUUGUGCAGAAGGUUCAUAGCUUACUUAGGAAAUGGAGUUCAAUGUGGAAAAAACCCUAAGGAAAUCAUUGUAGAAUCUCUGUGAGAAUCCAGAAUUGCCUAUACAUUUGUAUAAACCAUUUGAUAUUUAUUCUAGUGGGACCUUUACUAAUUCUGACAUCAUGUAGAGAUUUUUUAUUAUUAUUAUUACUGUCUCACAUUGCAGAGAAACACAUUCACUGAGGUAAGAGAGAAUUAGCUUGAAGAUAUUUUUAAAUAUAAAAGCAUUAUCAGUCAAUGAAGCUUUAGCUGGGUCUUGACUAUUUUUAGUUGAAACGUCCAAACAGAUGCUACACAUUCCAGGAACACUUGCCAGCAUGGAAAGGGUGUAAAGGAAAUAAAAGAUAAAUUUCAGCCCCGGGAUGGACCUCACUUCUAACACUCUGGGAUAUACUACCACUCACAUUUGGUAAACCUCUGUGGCAAGGCAGUGAAUGUGUCAGGUUGUCUAAGAAAAUGUUGUUAUGCUCUCUUGUUUCAGGAAGAAUGUUUGCAUGUAGCAAACUGAUCUAAAGCCUUUUAAAGCUAAUUUUUAAAAAAUUUUAUGAAAUAUUCAUGGCAAUAUUCUGUGAAUAAUACGGUAAGGAUUUUGAUGAUGUCAUUAUGUAACCAGUCUGUCUAUCAAUAUAAGCACUAAGUGUAAGUGAUUUUACUUUAUUCGUGGUUAUCUUUCUUACUGAUGUA